This is a messenger RNA of Nomascus leucogenys (northern white-cheeked gibbon), 5063 nucleotides long. Lineage: Eukaryota; Metazoa; Chordata; Mammalia; Primates; Hylobatidae. The record is from RefSeq and is a predicted model, not a curated record.
CAAUCAGGACCUCAGCUGAAAUGAUGUGAGCGGGGCCACGCUGCGCCUGCGCAAUGCGGACGUCGCCAUUCCUGUCCCAUGGCAAGAUUGCGUUUCACCUGCUCCUGAAGGCCGAAGGUGGCUCUAGCGCAUCCUUUGUCGCGCCGUGACCUGCAGGUACUGACAGAUCCGUGGGGAGGACACCGUGACUUCCCGGAUGCUGGGAAAUGGACUCAGUCUCCUUUGAGGAUGUGGCUGUGAACUUCACCCUGGAGGAGUGGGCUUUGCUGGAUUCUUCACAGAAAAAGCUCUAUGAAGAUGUGAUGCAGGAGACCUUCAAAAACCUGGUCUGCCUAGGAAAAAAGUGGGAAGACCAGGACAUUGAAGAUGACCACAGAAACCAGGGGAGAAAUCGAAGAUGUCAUAUGGUUGAGAGACUCUGUGAAAGUAGAAAAGGUAGCAAAUGUGGAGAAACCACUAGCCAGAUGCCCAAUGUUAAUAUCAACAAGGAAACUUUUACUGGAGCAAAACCACAUGAAUGCAGCUUUUGUGGAAGAGACUUCAUGCAUCAUUCGUCCCUUAAUAGGCACAUGAGAUCUCACACUGAACAGAAACCAAAUGAGUAUCAGGAAUAUGAAAAGCAACCAGGUAGACGUAAAGCAGUUGGGAAAACCUUCAGUUAUCGCCACUGCUUUCGCAAACGUGAAAGAACUCACACUAGAGUGAAGCCCUAUGAAUGUAAACAGUGUGGGAAAGCCUUUAUAUAUUACCAGCCAUUUCAAAGACAUGAAAGGACUCAUGCUGGAGAGAAACCCUAUGAAUGUAAGCAAUGUGGAAAAACCUUCAUAUAUUACCAGUCUUUUCAAAAACAUGCUCAUACUGGAAAGAAACCCUAUGAAUGUAAACAGUGUGGGAAAGCCUUUAUAUGUUACCAAUCUUUUCAAAGACACGAAAGGACUCACACUGGAGAGAAACCCUAUGAAUGUAAGCAAUGUGGUAAGGCUUUCAGUUGUCCCACAUACUUUCGAACUCAUGAAAGAACUCACACUGGAGAAAAACCCUACAAAUGUAAAGAAUGUGGUAAAGCCUUCAGUUUUCUCAAUUCUUUUCGAAGGCAUAAAAGGACUCAUAGUGGAGAGAAACCCUAUGAAUGUAAAGAAUGUGGAAAAGCCUUCUUUUAUUCUGCAAGCUUUCGAGCACAUGUAGUAACACACACUGGGGCUCGACCUUAUAAAUGUAAAGAAUGUGGGAAAGCCUUCAACUCUUAUAAUUCCUGUCGAGUGCACGAAAGAACUCAUAUUGGAGAAAAACCAUAUGAAUGUAAACAAUGUGGUAAAUCAUUCAGUUGGUCCAUUUCUCUUCGAUUGCAUGAAAGAACUCAUACUGGAGAGAAACCUUAUGAAUGUAAACAGUGUCAUAAAGCCUUCAGUUUUUCAAGUUCUCUUCGAGAACACGAAACAACCCACACUGGAGAGAAACCCUAUGAAUGUAAACAAUGUGGUAAAACCUUCAGUUUUUCAAGUUCCCUUCAAAGACACGAAAGGACUCACAAUGCAGAGAAACCCUAUGAAUGUAAACAGUGUGGGAAAGCCUUCAGGUGUUCAAGUUAUUUUCGAAUUCAUGAAAGGUCACACACUGGAGAGAAACCCUAUGAAUGUAAACAGUGUGGAAAAGUUUUCAUUCGUUCCAGUUCCUUUCGACUGCAUGAAAGAACACACACUGGAGAGAAACCCUAUGAAUGUAAACUAUGCGGUAAAACCUUCAGUUUUUCAAGUUCCCUUCGAGAACAUGAAAAAAUUCACACUGGAAAUAAACCUUUUGAAUGUAAGCAGUGCGGUAAGGCCUUCCUUCGUUCCAGUCAAAUUCGAUUGCAUGAAAGGACUCACACUGGAGAGAAACCAUAUCAAUGUAAACAAUGUGGAAAAGCCUUCAUUUCUUCCAGUAAAUUUCGAAUGCAUGAGAGAACUCACACGGGAGAGAAACCCUAUCUAUGUAAACAAUGUGGGAAAGCCUUCAGAUUUUCAAGUUCUGUUCGAAUUCAUGAAAGGUCUCACACUGGAGAGAAACCUUAUGAAUGCAAACAAUGUGGAAAAGCCUUCAUUUCUUCCAGUCACUUUCGACUGCAUGAAAGGACUCAUAUGGGAGAGAAAGUCUAAGAAUAUAAGCAACAUUCUGAAGCCUUUGGUUGUUCCAGCUCCUUCUGAAUACACAAAAGAGUUCAUACUGGACAGAAGCUGUGUGAAUACAAACAUUGUUCUAAAGCCCUUGAUUGUUCCAGUUUCUUUUGAACACGAAAGAAUUCCCACUGGUGAGAAACCAUAUGAAUGUAAACAUUGUGAUUAAGCCUUCAGUUGACCUAAUUCAUUUCAAAGACAGGACUCCUGCUGCAGUGAAAUCUGUUUUUUUUUGUUUGUUUGUUUGUUUUUAAAGGCCAAGCUUGUUGGCUCAUGCCUAUAGUCCCAGCACUUUGAGAGGCCAAGGCGUAAGGUGGGCAGAUCAUUUGAGGUCAGAAAUUUGAGACCAGCUUGAUCAACAUGGUGAAACCCUAUCUCUACUAAAAAUUACAAAAAAAUUAGCCAGGCAUGGUAGCGCAUGCCUCUAAUCCCAGCUACUUGGGAGGCUAAGGCAGGAGAAUCGCUUGAACCUGGAGGCAGAGGUUGCAGUGAGAUCACACCACUGCAUUCCAGCCUGUGUGACAGAAUAAGACACUGUCUCAAGAAAAAAAAAAGUGGGAAAAUCUUCAACUGUCCUCUAGAGUGUGAAUAUAUGAAAGGACUCAAGAGUGGGGUGAAAGUCUACAAAUGUAAGAAAUUUGGGAAAGCCUUCACACAGCCUUUUGAGCACACAUGAGAAUGUAUACUGGAGAGAAACCCUAUAAAUAUUAAGAAUGUGGGAAAUUAUUCAUCCUAGUUCUUUUGUUGUUGUUGAUGAUACAAAAAUAUUUUCAUUUAAUAAAGAUUGUCAGGUUAUAUUUAAUGAGAAAGAAAGCAUCACGUAAACAGCCCAGUAAUAAAAUUCUAUGAUCUUAUAAAUUAUAACAUUUUUCUUUAAAAUUGGAACAUAUUCUCAUUAUGCUUUCCAAAGGACAUAUUGAUUUAGAUGUGACUCAUUCUUCAGUGGAUUCUACAGAAGAAACCAUAUGAGAGCUAAUUUCCAAUUCAGCAACAGCAUUUUUUACUUCUGUAGUUAUUUUUUUCUAUCCAAUCUGGCUGAAUCUUGGUUGAGUAGUUCAUGCUGCUAUUUGAGGUCUCUGGGUAUGAGGUAGGGAUCCUUAAGUUUUCUCUCAUAAUAUGUUCUCUGUUGAGACCCACACUAUUAAGAUUUUCACACAAGGUAACUCUUGGACUGGCCUAUAGUAAAAAUGGAGUGUAAACAUUUGACGCACUUCGUCUGUAGAAGUUUGGUGCAGACUGCUGCUAGUAUCUCAUUCGUUCCGUGGAUGGACUUCUAAUUUUUCUCUUUCUUGUCUUGCUCUUUCUUCAUUCUCUCAUUUCAACUUCUCUACAUAUUCUAUAUCACGUUCAUUUCCAUAUGACUUUUCAGAUUUACUACUUCUGUUACAGGCUUGCCAAUGCACCACAGUGUAGCAGUUUUUUGUUUUCUGAGGUAGUAUGUGGAGUUAUUUGUCUUACUUCCAAGAAGAUUAAGGAAGGCAGACACAAGGGUGAGAUUGGAGCAGAAGCUUAAUAUGCAAAAAAAGAAAGCUCUCUGCAGCAGAGAGUGGAGCCCAAAUGGGUUGCCCACUAUGAGGCUGGGUCUGGGAUUUUUAUAGACUGGAAAGGGGAAGAAAUGUGCUGACUAGUCUGAAGGCUGUCUUGGCAAAGCAUGAUUCAGCCUGGCCCAGGACCUUGGCCUGGGACCAAUCAGAGGCUGAAGUGAUGAUUCAUAGAGGCUAAAGAAUGUUAAAAAAAAGGAAGUGCCCACCAGAACCUACCGGAGCCCACCAGCUAUAUGCCAAUAAAAGGACUAGAGGCUAUUUCCUGGAAGCCCACUAGUUAUACAAAGGACGAAGGCAUUUCUAUGUUGGGCCUUGUUCCUUUACUUAAGUGGACUAAAGGUUUGUGCAAGUUUCCUUAUCUGAGUGGGCUAAAAGUUCUGUCUGUGCAGCUGUGGGCAUAUCUCUAGGCAUGUCUCCCUGUGCUAAUUAUUAUUAUUUUUUAAUCCAAUCAGAGAACUUGUUAAAUGUGGAAAUAAGGCACUAACCAGUGGGUCGGGGGCUCUCCAAAAACCCUUCCCUUGCUGUUUACCUAAGGCAAGCUAGCUAACUCCUCUCACUUCUUGUUCCAACACCUUUUUAUUCUCAAAUUCUUUACAUUUCUGUUGUAUCGUUUUCAUAGAUAAUAAUUCCUGUUGAAGAACUUGAUUGUUUUCAGCCAGAUAUAGACAUUUUGAAGAUGCACCUUCCAGUUCUGCUGUAAGAUUAUCAAUCUUAUGUUUUAUCUUUUUAAUCUGAAUAUCCAUUUCAAGUUGACUGGUUUUUAAAUAUCCAUGGAAACGAAACUCUUCAGUUUCAUAUUCAUUUAACUUCUUUUCUGUCAUUUCUAAGAGUUUCUUGUGCAUCCUAGUUCAUUUUGAGACCACGAAACCAUGCACACAUUUAAGAGCAGCUUCUUAAAUGUAAGCAAUAUGGAAAUGUCUUCAAUUACUUAUGCAACCCUUUCCACCACCUUAGGACGAAUUGAAGGACUGAGGAGAAAGGACUUGGGUCCCAACAGGCCUUUCUUGGAACCCCGUCUGAAGUUAAGAAACACUCCCACCCCUUAGCUCACAUACGUGACUGCACAGAAUUGAGAGGGCUCCCACAAUCUGCCUUUAACUUUUCCUCAGUGUCCUUAGGUCAGAUCUUUGGGGAUGCUGUGGUUCUGAAAACAAAGGUGCAUCCCAUAGUUCUCCAGUGGGAUCUGCCUGUGGACACCCUAAUUCAUGGCUGUCAGCAUCAUGUUAUUCCAAGGCCGUCUGAAGGUCAUGUCCAGCUCCGUUUCCCAUCCAAACCCACACUGUAGAUUCUUGCUGGUAAAUGUGUUUAAAAGUUCACACUAAGGCCGGGCACGGUGGCUCAUACCUGUAAUCCCAGCACUUUGGGA